This is a messenger RNA of Coprinopsis cinerea okayama7#130, 525 nucleotides long. RefSeq lists its product as hypothetical. The record is from RefSeq and is a predicted model, not a curated record. The coding region runs from base 1 to 525 and encodes 174 amino acids. The transcript is spliced from 4 exons. Lineage: Eukaryota; Fungi; Basidiomycota; Agaricomycetes; Agaricales; Psathyrellaceae.
AUGAGCCCCAUUGAAUGGGAGUUGCUCGAAGUCGAGCAUGCACUGGAACGCGUUCAAGAGUUGCGCAAGAGGCUACAAGCGCUCGAAGAGUCGGAAGCCCAUACUCUGCCCGUGUUGACAGCAAACCUCACCUUUGAAAGCAGGGAGGAAUGCGCAGAUUACUUUCAAUCUUGCAUUCACGCGGCCCUGACUCGCGGUCUGAAAUCUGCCAAAUGCCUGGUCAAAAUAGCGGAGUCUCACUGCGAGGGUGCUGUCGCAGCACCAACUUCUGAUCGCGGAGACCUGUCGGAUACGGGCGAAAAUAUCCGAUUCCUUCACAGUGUGUCAGAUGCCUGGAUGGAGAUGGAGUUCAUGAUUAAACACAGAGAGGAGCACCUCCGACAUCCGAAUCAGGAAGUCAACCAGGUGCUCCUUGACGUUUUGCGAGGAGACAUCCUGGAACUUGCCGCGAAGGCCGUAGGGCCUGGACGGAACCUGGUCAACGCUAUUCGACAAUUGCUGUUGGCAGAGAUGGAAGAACCAUAG